CCGCCUCUUUCCCCAAAUCAAAUCAGUAGCAAUCUCAGCUAUUUCUCUCUCUCUCUCUCUCUCUCUCUCUAGAGAAACCCUAUUCUCAGCCUUCACAAUCAAUCAAUCAAUCAAAUCACCAAAACCCUUAAUUCUUCCUCAUCAAUGGAUUUCCACAGCCUCACAAGGAGAGAACUCCAAGCCCUCUGCAAGAAGAACAAGAUCCCAGCAAACAUUACCAACAUCGCCAUGGCCGAUGCUCUCAAAGCUCUUGAGAUCGUCGAAGGGAUGGAAGAGCUCUUGAAACCGUGUGAGUCUGAAACCGCGCAGUCCUCUAUUGCGUCGCCGGAAAAGACGGUGAAAACAUCGCCGGGUGUUCCUCCUCGCACUGGUUGCAGAACAUCUACUAGGCGAAAAGUAAUUCAAAAAGAGUCAGAAAGUUCACAGAUUUUGACUAGGACAAGCCGCGGAACAAGAAGAACAAUCACUGGAGAUGUGGAAAAUGCAAUGUUUGAUGUGCCUACAACACCAGCUAUGCCAAGCAGCCGAAAGAUAGCUCCUGUUGCUUCCACUCGCCGGAAAAUGGAGACCCAAUUGAAUGAAGAAGCGGAAAAUGAGAAAAAUGUGCCUGAAAUGCCUAAAGAAACGAUUACCCGGAGGCAGGCGACAGGAGCUUUAGCUCGCCAGAAAACGGAGACAAAGAAAUAUCAGAAAGAGGAGGCUUCAGUUCUGAAAGUGUACAGCACACGAAGAACGAUGAGGUUGUCGGAGAAGAAAAUGAUGGAAUUGGAGUUGAACGAUAAUGACAAAGAAAUGUCCAAGGAUGUGGAAAGAAUUGUGAAAGAGGAUUCGGAUGAUUUUGGCAAAGCAUUGGAGGAGGUUCAGGAAAUGCAUCAGCAGACGAUAUCUGAUGAUGUUCUUGUGAAGACUGAUGAUUUAGAAGCUCUUUCGGAUAAAAAAUCUGAUUUGUUGCCAGAGAAUGUGAGUGAACUGGAAGAUAAUGUUCAAGAGUGUAUAGGAGAUAACCAGGAAAUAGACGACGUGAAGGCGAAACCGCAACAAAUUUCCGAGCAGUUCCAUGAAUCAGACGAGAACAAGGAUGAUGAUGAUGAUUCACAGACAAAAUCAGGAAUGGGUUGUGAGAAUUAUGGUGAAUCAGUUAUUCUUUCUGGUGAAAAAGAUGAUAUCUCAGACAAAGAGGGGUGUGAUGAUUCUGGGUUUGAUACUCUACUCUCUGACACUGAGAACCCUACUGACUGUUUGGUGCCAGAGAAUGUGGAAGGAUUGAAUGCUGACAUAGAUUUGGGUUUGAAAGAUUCAGCUGAUGUCCUAUCCUCUGGCAGCAUUGGCGUUGGUGUUGGCGGUGAUGCCAUUGACCCUGUUAUUGCUCCCCCGCAGUCUUCAGUGCUGCAAGAAACCAAUCACUUGUCAAGUGAAGAAGCUGUUGUUGAUGAGGAUUUGGUGAGUGAAGAUUCAGCUAAAACAGAAUCUGAUGUAUUAUUGACUUGGAUUGUCUCUGAUGCUGCUGAAGCUCAGAAGGAGGAGGAUGUUGAGUCUCAAAACCUAGCCAGCAAAGAGUCUGAGUGCUUUAACCCAGAACUAAAUGAUGGUCAAGAUCUCUAUUUGGAGCUUGCCACCAAAGAGCUGUCUGAUGAGAAAGCCCCUUGUGAUGAUGCAGAAACUGACUUAGAAGCACAGGGAGUUCAAGAUCUCGAAUCAAGCCUCAUUGGUGAAGACAAGGUCUUAGGUGAUGAUGCAAAAGUUGAGUUUGAUCACCCUGAACAUUCAAUUGUAUCCAAGCAGUUGGAGAAUGAAGAACCUGAUCAACUUGAUAUUGAGUCAAGUAAUGAAGAUGAGUUGGAUUCUGACAAGUCUUCCAUUAUAGUAUCGGCAGUACUGGUAGCAAUUGAUGCACAAAUCAAUUUUGAUCACCCUGAACAUUCAACUGAUUCCAAGCAAUUGGAGAAUGAACACCAUCCAACUCCCGAGACUGUCGACUGUGGAGAAGAACCUGAUCAACUAUUUAUUGAGCCAAGUAAAGAAGAUGAGUCGGAUUCUGAGGAGUUGGAUUCUGAGAAGUCUGCCACCGUAGAAUCUGCAGUACAGGAUGCAAUUGAUCCUUCUGUUGAAGAAAACAUGAUGUUUUCAGCAAACCCAAUUAGUUCUCACCCUGUGAUUUCUGAAAACAAUACCAUUGAGCAAUUAGCAGGCCAAGAGAGCAUCGAUUUUGUCAAUCUGGUGGCUUCCGCAGACCCAAGUACACUUUCUUGUCCCACUUCGCUAACACCAAUGAAGAAAUCUUCAACUACGACACCAACCACAAACCAAAAGAUCAAUAGUCUUUUGGAUGAUGGCAAGGACAAAGAGAACAUUGACAAGAGUGGCAACAAGUUGGAUCUUACAAAAGAGAAGCCGAAGAAAGACAAGAAGGAAUUAAUCAACGAAAAAAGUCUAAGGCAGCUAAGGAAGAUUUUCAAGGAAAAGUUGCGGAUUAAUGAAGAGAAGAACGUUGCUAAGGCAGGAAGGGUAAGACCAGCUUUGCAGACACUGUCUGAGAAUCGUUUGGCAGCAACUGAAACUGAAGACAAAAACUGAGUGCUUACAUUGAUGGGGUGGGUUGUGCUUUGAUUGGGGGUUCAAAACCUUGGUUUGCCUUCAUUUUUUUUUUCUUCGCAGAGAGAAUAUCACAAUUUUGUGUUUUUUGUUUCUUUUUUUAAGUACUGAAAUGAAAUAAUGGUGACUCAGCCAAAUUUUUGCUGAUGAUGGGAUUAAUUGAGAGAUUUAUCAUGUUUUGUUCAUUCA
This is a messenger RNA of Camellia sinensis, 2781 nucleotides long. RefSeq lists its product as uncharacterized. The record is from RefSeq and is a predicted model, not a curated record. NCBI's taxonomy places the organism in Eukaryota, Viridiplantae, Streptophyta, Magnoliopsida, Ericales, Theaceae.